Selaginella moellendorffii is the source of this 2587-nucleotide messenger RNA. RefSeq names its product helicase and polymerase-containing protein TEBICHI-like. Bases 1824 to 2402 code for a protein of 192 amino acids. Lineage: Eukaryota; Viridiplantae; Streptophyta; Lycopodiopsida; Selaginellales; Selaginellaceae. The transcript has 11 exons. The record is from RefSeq and is a predicted model, not a curated record.
UUACCGCUGGAGCUUCAGACAUAUUUACUCUCCUGGCUACUAGCCGCGGACGUAGCAUGGUCCAAGCUGGUAUGCAAGCACUGGGCUCGCAUGCUGGAUGAUCCGAGUUUCAGGCUCCUGUGGAGACAAAAUGGUCACUCGACCGUCUUGUUGCUUCACGAACGACUUGAUGAACCCACUCGCUACUUGCAAUAUUACCUUCCAGCAGCUUCGAAAGGAACCAGUCAUGAAAGAGCUGCCGGAUUGUUGGGAGUCUCGGUUUGCACCCGAAGCUUCUGUGCCAUACCUUUCUCACGGCGGCCUCGUCUUAUGCCGGUUUCGAAUCCACUGACGCAGCAAUGGGUCCAGCUCCAUCCUAUCGACAGUUUUAUCGACAAGUGCACACAGGUGCUGGCGACGUAUGUCAGUGACGGCAAGCAAUUCUUCCGGAUCGCGCUUUCCCCGUACGUGUUUGACUCGAGGCUGGGUAUUAGGACACUUGCUCGCUACCAAACGGUUUGCCUGACGUCUCUCAACACGGUGUUCAUCAGUACUAUCUCAGUUACUUCUCGCACCACUCCGCACUUGUGCUGCUCCAGAUCGAAGAUGUGGCGGAGUUUAGCGGAUCCAAAUGGAGUUUAGUGGAGUGCUGUGGAUAGCUCUUCGACAUGCUGUGGGAUAUAUGAUUCUAAAGCUGUGGUCGCGGUGCUGGACAGAGAAAAACAACCAUGGACGUGGAAAGAGGUGGCAACUUUAGAGGGCAACUUUCACAGCUGGGACUUUCGCAAGUGCUGUACGCAUGGAAGCCUUACGUUUGCGGUUCUGUCGAUGGGAGUGGCUUGAGGAGGCUUGGAACAUGUUGUGUCCGUGGAUAUUUUGGGACUCACGGGAGUAAAACGCUACCUCAAGAUACUUCACUUGCAGUUCGUACCAUCAAAAAGCGAACUCACUCGGACGGGCAGCUGUCCCAACUAGCAGUCGUAGUUAUAGAUGAGCUUCAUAUGGUUGGAGAUAAAGAGAGAGGUUAUUUGCUAGAACUAAGCUACGAUAUGCGGCCGGUAAAGGUGACUAUGAAAGCAGCAGCACGACGGCCCCACGAGCUUGCAAAUUAUAGGAAUGAGUGCAACGAUGCCUAAUGUAGCAGCCGUUGCAUCAUGGCUUCAGGCUGCAUUUUAUGAGACUAACUUUCGCCUCGCCCGGUUCCUUUAGACGAACACAUUGAAGUCAUUUACGAUACUAGUAUGAAUACUGUUCGUGCUCUAAAAGCAGGCUCUGAACUUAGCGGCAAGGAUCCAGAUCACAUCGUCCAUCCAUGCCAUGAGGUGGUUAGUAAGGCCAUUCUGUGCUUUUGUUUUGUUCAAGUCGUCAUGCCUGCGAAACCACUGCCCGACGAGAUACAGGCAAAUGGCUGGAAGAGCAAGAAGAGCAGGGAUAGACACGCAUGGCGAGAGUAUAUUAAUCUGUAAAAGUGAGGAGCUUCCCAUUCUGAAAGAAGGUUGUCAACCGUUGCGGUCAUGUCUCGCCGAGGAAAAGAAUGGAAUGAUGAGAGCUCGUUUUGGAGGUGGGCAUAGGAUGUCAACCGCUCUGCACCCUUCUCAACUCUACACAGCCUUUUGAUGACGUCGUGAAGUCUGCUCAAGAUUCUUUUCUGUGCCACAAGCGACUGAUAGAGUGGGAUCAGGAGUUACAGGUCUACAAAAAUAACUCCAUUAGGAAAAGCAGCGUUUGGCAGUUCGCUCCGCCCGGAAGAAUUCUUGGUUGUCUUUGAGGAUCUUGCUAAAGCCCGUGAUAGUUUUGUUUUAGCGUCGGAUUUGCACCUUGUUUACGAGGUUACUCCUAUUCACAUGGAGCUUGAACCGGACUGGGGAGUUUACUAUCAAAGAUUUGUCGAAUUGUCCUAUGUGGAUCAGGCAGUUGCUACAGUUGGGGUGACCGAGGCAUCCCUGAUGCGCAUGGCUCAUGGAGCACCAAUGCAGGGCUGUAAAAGGAGUAUAAAAGGUAGUGAGAGGAUCAAAACUUGCGUGUGUACAGACGCUUUUUUGUGGCUCUUAUAUUGUCCAAGCUUGUUCAGUGCCGCUAAUGGACGUCUGCAGCUGCACGAGCUAGGUGUUUAUACAAAGCGGGCUUACGAACAGUUGAAAGCCGUAGCUGAGGCUACAAUUCCUGAAUUUGCAAACGCACUGUGCGAUUCUUCAUUCAAAGGACAUGUAGAUGCUGGUAUGGAUGUAUGCUGCAACGGAGCAGGGAGAAUUGUCCUGGAUCGAGCAGAAGAGACGGCCUUUCAAGCUCUUGGAGCAACGAUUCCCCAUUCGCUGUCGCAGUCUUUAUAUGCCAGAGUUGAGAGGCCUCGAUGGCCAUAUCUCCAAAGCAGGACGAGAGCAAGGCCGACGUUCAUAGCACUGACAAGGAAAACCGAGCAGUAAUUAUGCAAGAAAAUGGUAACCAUGGCCCCAAUGCGUUUGGAGCAUUGCGGAAAAGAAGGCCAAGGACCCGAUCUUGCCGCUGUCACAUCAGAUCUGGAAACAAGGUUUUGAUCGAUUUCAGGACCAGUGAAAAAUUCUUGUUGUGAACAUCAUCUUUAAUUCAAAAAAGUGGUACUUCGAUCUAA